AUGAAUAUCCCUCCGCCCGAAGAUUUGCCUGAGAAUGCAAGCCAACCACAACAACCUGUGCGUAAACGUCGGAGAACACAGUUAGCAUGUAAUUCAUGUCGCCAGAGAAAGACAGCAUGUAAUGGUGAUCGUCCUUCGUGUUCAUCAUGUAUAAGAAGAGGUGUUCAAGAUAGUUGUUCUUAUGAAGAAGCAACUGUAGGAUCUAAAGCUUCUGUCAAUGCCGGGAAGGCUUUGAUUACCGACAAUUCAAAACCAAAUGUCCCAUUUAGAACAGUCAGUCAUUCAAUCUCCUCGCCAGAUGCGGCUACAGGAAAUGCACCUUCUCCUGGAAAUGUUGGUGGUUUGGCCAUGGUUUCCGAUAUAGAGUCGCAAGAUUCCCUCUAUGGAGGUUCAUCAACAAUUGCAUUAGUAUCUCAAGUUCGACAGGCAGCGUCAGAUCAGGCAGCGUCGAUGAAUGCAACGGGAAUACCAUCGCCUGAUAAUGCAGCUCAAACGAAUGGUGAUAUAGAAAUUCUUCAUAAUCAAGAUUUUGCGAAUUUCAUUUUACCUCCGCGUCAACAGGCUGAUGAUUUCUUGAAUUGUUAUUGGGAAUUCGUUCACCCAUCCACUCAACAUGCAAAUAGAUGUUGGAAUAUGGUUGGAUUGGCUAUUCGAACCGCACAAGGAUUGGGUCUUAAUACAGAAAAUAAUAUCCACAGGACCAAUCAAUUAAAUAUUGAGAUAAGGCGGAGGGUUUGGUAUUCUUCUAUGACAUUUGGACGGCCCACCAUGAUCAGAACUGGAUCUUGGGAUGUUCCGGAACCUGCAAUAAUCGACGACCAAUAUCUAUCGUCAGAUAGCCAAGGAGUUCAACAAUCGGGACUUCAUUCUCGGAUGUAUCUAUUUGUUUACUCGCUCAGGCUAUUUGACAUUAUGGAUGAGAUACUUUCCGAGUUUUAUGUCCUACAAGGUGGGAAGAGUGGAAGUAAUUCUUCCAAGAAUUUUGAUCCUUGGUCGGUUCUUACUCGUACGCAUCUUACUCUUACGACCCGUACUCUUAACAUCCGUCUCCAAGGAAAAGUCAACCCUGCUCGCCAAAGCCGAGCCUGGACUUCAGAAAGAUCUCGCAAUUGGAUUGCUUUCGCCGCUGCGACAAUCCUCCUUGCGGCGCAAUUGUCUCCACUGAUCGAAGCCAAUUUGUCCACCGAUCAUUCUUUCGAAAAAUCUUGGACAUCAUGUAUUAAAAUUCUCGAGCAUCACAAAGUACAAAUUCAAUCAGCCGAGCGAGCUACAACGAUCCUGAAGGGCUUGAAAGAGAAAAUACAAGCAAGAAAACCCCAAGAAGCCGCCGCAAACUCGAAAGCGAAGCACAAAUCCCCUACCACCAAGUACCAACGCCAACAGAUUAUUCCGCCAUAA
This is a messenger RNA of Sclerotinia sclerotiorum 1980 UF-70, 1398 nucleotides long. RefSeq lists its product as hypothetical. Lineage: Eukaryota; Fungi; Ascomycota; Leotiomycetes; Helotiales; Sclerotiniaceae. The record is from RefSeq and is a predicted model, not a curated record. The coding region runs from base 1 to 1398 and encodes 465 amino acids. Gene Ontology annotation, cellular component: nucleus. Gene Ontology annotation, biological process: DNA-templated transcription; positive regulation of transcription from RNA polymerase II promoter by galactose. The transcript has 7 exons. Gene Ontology annotation, molecular function: DNA-binding transcription factor activity, RNA polymerase II-specific; RNA polymerase II cis-regulatory region sequence-specific DNA binding; zinc ion binding.